AUGGACCCCUCCAACCUGCCAUUGGUACCCGGGCCCUCGAUGCCUGUUUUGGAUGGUGCUGGGAUGGAACUUCAGCACAUGCUGGCUGAUCUUCAAAGGAAGUGCGAAACCUAUAAAUCCAAUUACAACGUUCUCAAGAUUGAACAUUCCAGUUUGCAGGAUGAGAUUCUACAUAUCCAGGGUGAGGUGAAGCGUCUUCAAAACCAGCAUGACAAGCUACAAUCGCAAUUGGCUGAGAGGUCAAGAGAACUUCUAGACAAAAAAAGGGAGUCAGAGGAGCUGCGUUUACAAGUGAUGACUCCGAAGCGUCUGGAUUUGCUGCGGUCUCAGGUACAGCAGGAGAUGGAGGCUCCGGUCAGGGAGCGUUUCCAAAGAUUGGAAGAGGAAGCGGAAAAGUACAGGUCCGAGUUCAACAAGCUACGCCAUGCCUUCACUCUCCUCAAUUCCCAGUUUGAACACCAAAAGGAGGAACACGCCAGCGAAAUAGAAGGACAAAAGAUGCGCUAUGAAGUGGAAAUUUCUCAUCUGAAGAAAGAAAAGGAUAACCGAGUGGCCCAGUACCAGAGUGUGGACCUACAGCACGAGAGAAAACAAGUGGAGAUUCUGCUUAAAGAGAAAGCUCAACUUACCAUGUGGCUGAAGAGUCUGCAGGCAGAAGUGGAUGAGCUCCAGGCCAAGAAGGACAACUCGGACCAGCAGGUGGAGAGCAUUCAAUUCUCUCACAGCACGCAGCUCUCAGAAACCAAAGCUAUGGUGAAGUCCCUUGAGUCCGAGCGCCAAUGUCUGGCUUUACGACUUGAGCGCAUGGAGGGAGAACUUCAUCUCAGCCAGGAGCAGAACAACCAGCUGACUGGACAGCUUCACAAAAGCAAAAGAGAAGUCAGCUCACUCACCUCUCAGCUGGAGAGCCUGAAGAUGUCACAUAAGACCGAAGUGGACAAUGUCAAACUGGAGUUAACCCGCUCCAGGGGCGAGGUGGAGAGGGAGUGUGAGUCACUUAGAGGGCAGAAGGAAGGCCUGCAAAUGGAGGUGGCUGUUCUAAAGGAAAUGCUCGACAAACACAAUGAGGUUCUCGUGGAGAAAGAGAUGGCGAUGGUCCGGAAAGUCAAGGCCGUCUCUGACGAAGAAAUGUACAAGACAACUAUGUUGCUUGAAGAAAAGCUAGAUUUGGAGCAACGUCUGAUGGAGCUAGAACAACAGAAGACCGUGCAUGAUAUGAACGCGCAAGCACAGAAAGACGAUUGGCAGGAACAAGUCCGGCUCGCCCAGAAAGGAGAGGAGUCUUUGCGGAAAGAGCUUCAAGCCCUGAGAAUCAAAUUAAAGCAGCAAAACGCUCAGAUGGAGGAACUGCAGAGACAGAAUGCCGAGGCGAUGGCAUUAAAACAGAAAAACGAGGAACUGUGUGUCCACCUGGGGACCGUGUCACGUUCCGAAGCCGAGCUGUUAGAAGCCAACGAGCGUCUGCGGGAAAAACUCCAAAUCAUGAGAGAGGAGAACAUCCGUUGCGGGGCGGAGAGAAAAUUUGUGAGCUCAUUCAAUUCAGAUCGCCGUUUGUCAUCUGCCAGGCUUUUGGAGGACAGCAAGGAGCGAGAGUCCAAAUUAGAAGAUAAAUACGCGCAGCUCAAAGACAAACUACACAAGGCGUCGACGGCGGAAAAAAAGCGGCGAUUCAAGGAGAUGAAAAAAGAGCACAGCUUGAAUACUACAAUCCAAAUGCUGAGGAAACAAAUGGAGGAGCUGAAAGAGGACGGUGCAUCGGCCAACAAGUGA
Nerophis lumbriciformis (worm pipefish) is the source of this 1770-nucleotide messenger RNA. The record is from RefSeq and is a predicted model, not a curated record. NCBI's taxonomy places the organism in Eukaryota, Metazoa, Chordata, Actinopteri, Syngnathiformes, Syngnathidae.